Messenger RNA from Leguminivora glycinivorella, 3345 nucleotides. Its product is annotated as ankyrin repeat domain-containing protein 12. The record is from RefSeq and is a predicted model, not a curated record. The transcript is spliced from 10 exons. Lineage: Eukaryota; Metazoa; Arthropoda; Insecta; Lepidoptera; Tortricidae. Gene Ontology annotation, cellular component: nucleoplasm. The coding region runs from base 166 to 1539 and encodes 457 amino acids.
UGGUGCCGCUCCACUAGGAAAACCCCCCAGGGUGGGGGGAAAGGCAGCGCGGCGGGGUCCUCCACGGGGAAAGGCAGUCAACAAGCUCAGGGCAAAGGUGGUGGUGUAACAGGCAAACUUGGUGCUCAAAACCAGGGCAAGAAUUCCGGGGGUGCAAAAGGUGCUAUGAGUAUGGGUCCAAGUAAACAAGAGCGGAAAAGUCCAGUAGCCAGCCCUAAACCUAAUCAAACCAAAGAUGCCGAUGGUGACUCUGAAGAUCAGAAAAAUCAAGAAUCUACAGCACCUAAGGUGCCACCGUUGAAGAUAGUCAUACCAGGCGGCGCGGGGGGCUCUGCCAACAGAAACGAGCAAGAAGGUGAAGGUGGUAGCGGGCAGCGCGGCAGCGGGAAGGGGCGCGGCAGCGUGGCGACGCUGCCCUACGUGCUGCCGUGCACCAGCGCCGCCGACGCCGGCCAGACCUCCGACAGCUCCGACGGCAACUCGGACGACAAGCGCCAGGGAGAAGGCGGCAAGGCUGGGCAAAGAGUCCUCCGUUCGCACAGGACGAACGAUGGAGAGAAAGAGAAGGACAAGGAGAGGACUUCCCCUCAGACAGGGAGCGAGAGUCGCUCCGGCACGGGUUCCACUCAAUCGACAUUGAGUUCCAACAAGAGCCCCCCGCCCUCGGGCUCUGGGCAGGAUAGCGAGCACGCUCCGUCCACAUCAACCGGCGGAGCCAGCAGCCGCUCUGAGACAGUAAACAACCCUGGGCCGUCAGUAGAGCUGCACCCGCGAAAACGCAAGAUAAAGGCUUCGAAAGAUAGCCACUCGCGGGAGCCCGUCAAGACCGAGCCCGCGCCCGACAGCACCGUGUCUCACAGCGUCACGCAUUCCAACCCCUAUCAAAUGUACAUUCAUAUUCGCAAACAGAUUGAAAAUCGCCAGAAGAGCCUGUUUCCUGUGAAGCCUAAACCGCCCAAAGACUUCAACAAGUAUCUGAUGAACCGCUGCACGUACACCCUGCAGAGUAACGUGAACCCCGAGCCGCAGGUGGAGAUACCUCACAACAUGCCGCCGCAGAUGGUCAGCGAGUUUACUGAUCAGGAGAAAGAACGGACACGAAUGAGAAUUCAACACCUAGUCGAGAAAGAGAAACUAGUGCUAGCUGUAGAACAAGAAAUCCUACGCGUGCACGGGCGCGCCGAACGCGCUGUGAUAAAUCAGUCUCUCCCUUAUUCCGUAUGCACAAUGUUGCGCGACAAGGAAGUGUACAACGUGCUGGCUCCGGAGCAGGAGGAGAAGCGCAACGCGCAGCGCUCGCGCUGCAACAGCCGGCAGAUCAACUCGUGGCUGCAGGAAGUCGAUGAUAAAUGGGAAAAGAUUAAGGAGGGCAUGCUUCGGCGUCAGAACACGGAAGCUGAAACUUUACAUGCUGUUCAGAAAAUGGGAUGGGAAUGGAAACUCAAAGAACUUGGUAUUUGCGACUACAAAACCACCCCUAAAAUCGAUCCAACACAUGUACCUCAAAUAUUUGUUUCUAAUUUUGACUUGCGCGCUUAGAAUUGUGUCUUUUUUAGUUCGUAUAAUAUCGGCCUGGUAUCCAGACUGAUAUUUAUAUUUUAAUAUUAUUGCUAUAAUUAUUUUUAAUAAUACGUACUAUAAUUAAUAAUUAUUAAUAGUUGGAUAUAUUCAAUUGGUGCUAAAAAUUGAAAUUUAAUAUUAUUAUUUUUGUUUGACAUCAGCUCAAGAGUUUUUCGCGUUUCUGACGGCUAUUGUUUGUCAUUGUAAGAAGCAUGAUGCUGCAUGCAUGUACUCUCCUUGACUUUGUUCCUUAGUCACGGUGACAUGUAUUGUUGAGGUAUACACAACUCGCCCUUUGUUACCACUCUAACUUGACAUACUGAAUGAACGUAAAUAAAACAGAAUACUUAUUUCCGACACAGAAUAUAUAAUAGUACAAAAUGUACAAAUAGAGUUGCAUUAGAGUAAUAGUAGUGUUUCCGUUAUGAAUCUUGAAUUGUUCAAUGUCACAUAUUAUUUGUGAUUUAAUCGUAAGCAUACAAUUAUAUUAACCAACAAUUUUAUUAAUAGUGAAACGCGAAUUUUAUUUACGUUCAUGGUAUUGUUACAAUAGUAAUGUGAAAGCGUAUUUGGCCACUUCAUUUGUAUUUAAUUGUAUAAUUUGAUGAUCUUUAUAAUAGUAAUUUUGUUAUUUUUAAGAAUUUUAAAGUAAUGAUCUCAUGAAAAUGAUACUUGAUUAUUAUGAAUAUUAUUAUUAAUAAAUAAAUGUAGAUUCUAAGGUGACUUCAUUGUUCACGUAAAAGUUUACAAUAUUCAAAUAAGGGUUAACUCCAACAUCAGAUUUUGUAAAACUUUUCAUCAGUUCUUUGUGUAAACACAUUAAAAGCUAGUGCUACCAGGGUUGGCGAUGCUGUCAUUAAUCUACUAAUGUUUAAAUUUUGUGCUGUGAUUUGUAUGUAAUCUCAGAGAUUCUUUUCACUAGUAUUCGUUUUCUACCCUGAUACUGAUACAAGCUUAGCACUUUUCAAACAAGCACUCCAUGAAUGAGCUCCCCGAAGACUCAAAAACUUCAAAAGACCAACUUUCAGUAUGUGACUAAAACCCAGUCCCCAGUCGCCAGCUCUUGGGUUGUCAAAAAUGAAUUUCUAUAAUGUAAAUACAACUUUCUUUCAUUAAAUCACAUUUUGGAAGCAUUUUCUUGUCAUCAACAAGCAGAAGCAUGUUAAUUGUCAUCAACUCGUAUUAUACUUGAGUACUACUAUGACUUGUGUAGUGCUGGAAAAUAAAUUAGCUUUACCACUGGUUGCAAUUUAAAGUAAUUCUGAUAAAGGUCUCUAGAUGUUUUAAUCAGUUCAGUAUAUCGGUGUCUGUAAUCGUAUUAUCUACAUGGCUACUGAAUUACUGUGUUGUGUGAAUGCACCAUAAUCAUAGUUCAUCAGAAGAUUAUUGGAUUGGUUUAAUGAAUAGGUAAUGACUAAUUGUCAAAUCUGGAGUGCCCGCUUCCCACUUGUUGCAAUAAAAAGUAAUUCUGAUAAAGAUUUCUAGAUGUUGUAAUCCAUUCAAUAUAUCAGUGUCUGUAAUCGAUUUAUCUACGUGGCUACGAAAUUAAUUACUCGUGUGCGAGUGCCACAUAAGCAUAGUUCAUCAGAAAACGAUUGGACUGGUUUAAAGAAUUGUGACUACAUCUGAGUGCCCGCUUAUGUGUAUACUUUGUGAUCAAUUGAUCAUUGUUCUUAUCAAUGAAAUAGGUUAAGUUUCACUGUGACAUUAGUACGUUACAAGACGUACAUUUCUGUAAUAUGGCGAGAUGCUAAUGAAUAAAUAAAUAAUAAUGAAUGUGAUUAA